UACGCUCCAUAUUGAGAAUAAUUUUAGAUAUAAACCAGCUUUUCAGCUAUUAAUACACUCUAAAUUACCUUUAUAUAAAGACCCAUCUUUUUUACCCAGGAGAUUUAUAAAAAUUUCGUCUAUAAAAGAUUUUAUAACUUACCAGAGAUCUUGGUUUCGGAGAAGUUCUCGGCAUAUAACACACAUUACGAAUAGUGCAGUCGUUUUAGGAUUUGCCUUAAUAGUGAGCAUCUGUUUGUUUAUUUCUAAGUUAACCCAACGAACGGAGAGUAAAGAUAAAAGCCAUCCCCUCUUUCCUGGAGAAGUUUUAGAAAAAUACAAAGUUGGAAGACUCCUCGGCACAGGCUCUUUUGGUUCAGUUUACGAGGCUACUGUAAAGAAAACAGGAGAGAAAGUGGCCUUAAAAGUUAUUUUUAGAAACAAAGAUCUCGUUUCUAAUUUAGCUUUACGCAAUGAGGUAGAUGUAAUGGAGGCUUGUGGACGGCAUGAAAAUAUUGUCUCUCUUCAUGAAAAGUUUAUAACCCCGGACAAGCUAAUAAUUAUAAUGGAUUUAAUUUUCGGUGGAGAACUUUUUGAGUAUCUUCUUGAAAGGGGCCGAUUUAGUGAAAAGGAGGUCAGCGUGUUAAUGAAAAAAGUAUGUUCUGCUUUAAAACACUUGCACGAUAGAAACAUUUGCCAUAACGAUAUAAAGCCUGAAAAUCUUCUUUUAACCUCAAAAUUUGAAGAUGCUGUUUUAAAAAUAACUGAUUUUGGCAAUUCUUUUUUUUUGUCAGAAAAAAUUAUUUUUGAUAAGCCCACUGGAACGUCUGCUUAUCACGCUCCCGAAAUUAUUCUGCACCAGCCAUGUGACAAAAAUAUCGACAUGUGGUCUUUUGGUGUAGUAAUUUAUAUAAUGCUUUGCGGUGUUCAUCCCUUCGACCCUUCAGGAAAUUUUUCGAAUGCAAAAAUUGUCUUGCGUGUAUGCAACGGCGAAUUUGCUAGGAACGACGCAUGGAACCAACUUUCCAGCGACGCUAGAAAUUUAAUUGAGCACUUAUUAGACCCCAAUCCGGACACUCGCUACACCGCUGAUGAGGCCUUGAAUCAUCCCUGGUUUGGUGGCAGGGCGCCUCCCAAGAUUCUAUUGGAAAAGUCUGCGGAACAACUAAAAGGGUUCCAAAACCUGAGCUUACUCCGCGCAAGCAUCGUGGCACUUGGCGCUUCCUUACCUACACAUGUCGAAAAUGCUCGCCAGUUUUAUGCGAAUGCGCCGCCCGUCGUUUCAGCCUCUGAACGCCUGGGAAGUUAUAAUCGAUGGAACAUGGACAGCAAUACUUAUAUUAAAAGUUUCCAACUUUUUGAUAAAGAUGAAAAAGGAUUCAUAGGAAAGCAUGAAUUACGCCAGCUUUUCCGGUCCUUCGGCCAGUAUUUAUCCGAUAAAGACUUGCGCUUAAUAGUAGCCGAAGGAGACUUAAACGGCGACGGAAAAAUUUCUAUACAAGAGUUUGUAGGCUUGAUGAAGCGGCGCAUGCGGAGCGCGUGGGAGAGCGGGACGGACGACCUUCUUCGCUUAUUUAAAAUUUUUGAUAUUGAUGGAAAUGGUGUUAUUGACAAGCACGAACUUAGACAUGUAAUGGACGCUGUUGGUCAUUUCGUGACGGAGGAAGACGUGGAAGAAAUGAUGCUCGCAGCCGAUCUUGAUGGAAACGGAUCGAUCGACUACAACGACUUUCUUACCUUCCUUGCUGACCUCAACGAAACUAAACUAAACUGAACGGAUAAUACAUAUAUAAAUUUCUUCUUUUUAUUAAUUUUUAAAGAGUACAAGUAGAUAAUAAUAUAAUAAAGACCGCAUUUAAAGAUGGCAGGACUCUAGCGGCGGGUGCACAACAAUUAUAAAACUUUGAGCCAAGAAAAAAAAAAUAAAGUUUACUAAAAUUUACUUUGCGUCAACAUCAAGAAAUACAAUAAGCGCCUCCAAUGCUUAAAAAAUGCUCUCAGUACAUACAAAAACUCUAGUUUCUGCGGGCCUCUGGUCUUUACUGUCUUCAGGGCCGGGAACCCAAAGACCUGCAAAAAAAUAUACAAUAAAAAGCGGGGAUGUCACGUGACUCGAAAGCGGUGCGCAUGGGCUCUGGAAGAGAUUCCAUCACUUCGCACGGAUCCAGGCCGCCGGGUGACUCUGCUAUGCGCCGCUCCUUCUCCUUUCGCUCACCUCUUCGAUAGCUUCCUUCUCGCGCUCUUCUGCUCGUUGUUUUAUGCGGCUUACCAGCGCUUCAUAUUCAUCCUUGAAGGCCACAAAGUACUGACUGCCUGCUAACUUUAUUCUUUUAAAGAAGUUGCGAAUCAAGUCCAUUACGAACCUGCAUCAGGAUGGUCUGCUUUGCUACCGUUUCAACGGAAGAUUCGUCUUCGUCAAUCUGCAAAUCCACAC
Messenger RNA from Zophobas morio, 2413 nucleotides. Its product is annotated as calcium/calmodulin-dependent protein kinase type 1-like. Gene Ontology annotation, cellular component: nucleus; cytoplasm. Gene Ontology annotation, biological process: intracellular signal transduction; protein autophosphorylation; peptidyl-serine phosphorylation. Bases 467 to 1753 code for a protein of 428 amino acids. The transcript is spliced from 18 exons. NCBI's taxonomy places the organism in Eukaryota, Metazoa, Arthropoda, Insecta, Coleoptera, Tenebrionidae. The record is from RefSeq and is a predicted model, not a curated record. Gene Ontology annotation, molecular function: calcium/calmodulin-dependent protein kinase activity; calcium-dependent protein serine/threonine kinase activity; ATP binding.